Eimeria mitis is the source of this 2040-nucleotide messenger RNA. RefSeq lists its product as uncharacterized. Gene Ontology annotation, cellular component: nucleus. The record is from RefSeq and is a predicted model, not a curated record. Gene Ontology annotation, biological process: regulation of transcription by RNA polymerase II. The transcript has 10 exons. Lineage: Eukaryota; Apicomplexa; Conoidasida; Eucoccidiorida; Eimeriidae. Bases 1 to 2040 code for a protein of 679 amino acids. Gene Ontology annotation, molecular function: transcription cis-regulatory region binding.
AUGGAGGAGUACGACGCUGCCUUUCUUGAGGGGGUUUAUGAUGAGCUCAAAGAACCGCUAGAUGCUGCGAAAGCCGAAGAGCUGCUGAAGCCUUCUCGUCUGCUGCAGUACAGCAGCAGAAACGAAUUAAAAAGAAAACAAAACCAAAAAGAAAACACAAACGGCAGCAGCACGUCGCAGCAGCAGCUUAUUAUGUUCGCCUCAACCAAGAACAUACCAGAGGACGGUGGCGGCUCAGAGCUGCCGCCGAACGCCGAAGAAGCGAGACGCAGCUACACGCAAGAAGAGAAAGCAGACAACAGAACGCGGGUCUUCUCCCCCGUGCGGCAACGCGUCCGAGGCACGAACAGCGGCGUUGCAGGAAGCGGCGGCUCGAUUGCUCAGCAACAACCAACAGAGGGCCCCGCCCCUAAACUAUCGCAGUGGAGGCGCGUGAGCCUAGCAACAACAAAAAGCAGCGAGACGGUUGGGCUUCGUUUGCCUUUGACUGAGAAGACCCUCAAGACUCACGACAAGCAGCUGCAAGAAAACGCGAGGAGGGGAGCUGCGACUGCGGCUCACGCAGAGGAGGAGACCAGUGGACCACUCGGGAUGGUCCACCGGGCAGGAACAGGUGACCCGGCAGAGGAAGAAAUGCAUGCAGAUGAAACAAAUGAACAAGAAAUGCUACAAACAGAAAAAAUGCAAACAAACAACAGAAACGAUGAAACCCACUCAGAGCCGCCGCUGCUGGAACCCACUGGAAACCCAAAACGAAAACAGCCGCAAACACAGGUCCACCACCUGCAGCAGCAGCAGCAGCAGCAGCAAAGACCCUCAAGACUCACGACAAGCAGCUGCAAGAAAACGCGAGGAGGGGAGCUGCGACUGCGGCUCAAGCAGAGGAGGAGACCAGUGGACCACUCGGGAUGGUCCACCGGGCAGGAACCGGUGACCCGGGAGACGAAGAAAUGCAUGCAGAUGAAACAAAUGAACAAGAAAUGCUACAAGCAGAAAAAAUGCAAACAAACAGCAGAAACGAUGAAACCCGCUCAGAGCCACCGCUGCUGGAACCCACUGGAAACCCAAAACGAAAACAGCCGCAAACACAGAUCCACCAGCAGCAGCAGCAGCAGCAGCAGCAGCAGCAGCAGCAGCGGCAGCAGCAGCAGCAGCAGCAGCAGCAGGGAGCAGCAGAUACUCCUUAUGGUCAACAGACUCUUCUGCCGCCUUCUCCUUCCUCCCUCAAACGCUGCGAGGCCGGAGGGAACGGAUCUGCUUCUUCUGCAUGCAGCACCAGAGACGGGCUCUGGGGGAGAAGAGAGAGAAAGCGAGCGCAGCAAACGAUAUAUGAAACGGCAGCAGCAACAGCAGGAGCUGGUGCAGCAGAUGCAGCAGCAGCAGCAGCAGCAGCAGCAGCAGCAGCAGCAGCAGGAAUCUGCUUCUUCUGCAUGCAGCACCAGAGACGGGCUCUGGGGGAGAAGAGAGAGAAAGCGAGCGCAGCAGACAAUAUAUGAAACGGCAGCAGCAACAGCAGGAGCAGGUGCAGCAGAUGCAGCAGCAGCAGCAGCAGGAGCAGCAGCAGGAGCAAGUGCGGCAGCAGAAGCGCAGCAGGCGUCUGUCUUGUCUCCAUCUGUUGCUACCCCGUUUCUUAUGGAUUCAAACAAAAGGAUGAAAACAACAGAAAAACAAACAGAAACAAUAAAAGAGAGAGAAAACGAAACAGAAGACAGCAGCAGCAUUUGCACCGCUCUCCAGCUGCAGCUGCAGCAGCAGCAGCAGCAGCAGCAGCAGCAGCAGCAGCAGCAGCAGUUCUCAGCCAGAGCAGCAUGGCAACUGGGCGUUGAGACGGAGAGCAUCGCAGAUCUAUUGAUCCUCGUCAAGAGAAAAGUGCAAGAAACAAAACUAGCGAAGGUGGAGGCAGCACGGCAGACGGCAACGAAACUGCAGCAGAAGAUAGCUAGAAAGCUGCUGCUGCUGCUGCAGGCGCAGCAGGAGGAGCGGCAGCAGUUGCAGCGGGCGUAUGAGGAGGGCAACGAAGCUGCAGCAGAAGAUAGCUAG